GGUCAGUCUGAGAAAUCUACAACCGGAUCAGAUAGAAAAACAGACCCAGAGCUGCAGGCUUAUCUAAAUAGUGAUUAAUUCUCGGUUAUAAAUCCCAGUACCUGCUGAUUUGGAUCAGAUCAUCUGAGGUCCCGUCCAGCCUCAGGCGGGCAUGAACAGAUCCGGUGUCCACGGCUGCAGCUUUUCAAACAGAGAGGCGGUUCUGCCUCGAAACCCAGAAGAAGACUCACCUCUGUGUCCCUGGCUCCGCCUGGAUCCCUGCAGAGAUGUAGCGCUGUGUUGGUGUGACUGUUGGACCAUCAUGCACCUCCUUCUGCUGCUGACCCUUCAGCUUCCAGCAGCCAUCGGUCAGAUCGAUCCAGAACAUUGUCGCUAUGCACUGGGCAUGGAGGAUGGACGAAUCAGAGAUGAGGACCUGACAGCAUCCAGCCAAUGGUACAAGACCACCGGGCCGCAGUACGCCAGGCUGAACUGUGAGGGAGGAGACGGUGCCUGGUGUCCUAAAGAACAGAGGGAGUCUACGGCCUCCGAGUUCCUGCAGAUCGACCUGCGCAGACUCACCUUCCUGACGCUGGUCGGCACACAGGGCCGGUGGGGCAAAGGUCAGGGGAGGGAGUUCUCUCAAGAGUACCGUCUGAACUACAGCCGGGACGGACAGCUGUGGAAGUCCUGGAAGAACCGGCUCGGAAAUGAGGUCCUGGAAGGAAACAAGGACACCUACGGCGUUUCUUCCAACGACCUGAAGCCGGCCAUCAUCGCGCGUUUCGUCCGCGUCAUCCCUGUCAGCCGGGCCACCACGGUGUGCAUGAGGGUGGAGCUUUACGGAUGUCCCUGGGAAGAUGGCCUGAUCUCCUACAGCGCUCCAGAGGGACAGCUCAUGGCGUUACCUGGGUAUCCCCACAUCAGUCUCAAUGACUCCACGUAUGACGGCGUCCGUGAGAAGCGGAGGCUGCUCGGAGGCCUGGGUCAGCUGACGGACGGCGUGACGGGACUGGACAACUUCCUGAGGACCCACCAGAACAACGUGUGGUUAGGGUACGACUACCUGGGCUGGAGGAACGACACGCCGGGGACUCAGGGAUACGUGGAGAUGGAGUUUGUCUUUGACAAACGGAGGAACUUUACCUACAUGAAGGUCCACAGUAACAACAUGUUCACCCGCGGCGUGAAGAUCUUCUCCUCCGUGUCCUGUUGGUUUAAGCCCCACCUCACCGCCAGCUGGGAGCCAGAGCCGGUUUCUUUCGCCACCAUUUUGGACGACAGGAACCCGAGCGCCCGUUAUGUUACGGUGCCGCUGAACUGCCGCACCGCCAGGUCCAUCCGCUGCCGUUUCUACUAUGCAGACGUUUGGAUGAUGUUCAGCGAGAUCUCCUUUCAGUCAGAAGACAUCAUACUUCCAACACAACCACCCAUGAUGAGGACCUCUGCUCCAGGAGAUGAGGAAAGCACCAUGACACCUUCACCAAAGCCCAGCAAUAAUACGGCAGCCGCUCCAUCAAACAGCAGCACUUCAGAUGAAGGGAACACGCCCAUCCUCAUCGGCUGCCUGGUGACCAUCAUCCUCCUGUUGGUCAUCAUCAUCUUCCUCAUCCUGUGGUGCCAGUGUGUUUGCAAGGUGCUGGAAAAGGCUCCUCGUCAGAUUCCAGACGAGGAGAUGACGGUUCGGCUGUCGUCCUGCAGCGACACCAUAAUCCUGCAGACCCCCCCGGUGCCUCCACGGUCCAGGCAUCCUCCUGCAGGUCCAACCAACACUGAUCCGCACUAUGAGAGGGUCUUCCUGCUGGACCCGCAGUACCAGAACCCGGCGGUUCUGAGGAACAAGCUGCCGGAGCUGUCGCAGAGCGCCGAGGCCUCAGCGCUCUUCCUCGGUAACCCUCUCUAUGACCUCUUCCUGCUGACUUCCUGUCACGAGACGCCAGGAUGGCUUCGCGCUUGUGGGGGGGGCUACGCCGAGCCCGACAUCACCCAGUGCACCCCCCACCAGUCCUUCAACAGCAACGCGCCGCACUACGCAGAGACCGACAUCGUCCGGCUGCAGGGCGUCACCGGCAGCAACAUGUACGCCGUCCCGGCGCUGACCGUGGACUCGCUGACCAGGAAGGACAUCUCCGCCGCCGAGUUCCCGCGCCAUCAGCUGAUCUUCAGGGAGAAGCUGGGGGAGGGCCAGUUUGGAGAGGUCCAUCUGUGUGAGGCGGAGGGACUCCCAGAGUUCCUGGGGGAAGGAUCGCCCCUCCCUGACAGAGACGGACGCUCGGUGCUGGUGGCGGUGAAACAGCUGAGGGCCGACGCUACGAGUCAGGCCAGGAACGACUUCCUAAAGGAGAUAAAGAUCAUGUCCCGUCUGGACGACCCAAACAUCAUCCGGCUGCUCUGCGUCUGCGUCUCCUCCGACCCGCUCUGCAUGGUGACGGAGUACAUGGAGAACGGAGACCUGAACAUGUUCCUGUCUCAGCGGGAGAUCGAGAGCACGCUGACGCACGCCAACAACAUCCCCUCCGUCAGCCUGUCGGACCUCCUCCACAUGGCGGUGCAGAUCUCCUCUGGGAUGAGGUACCUGGCGUCUCUGAACUUCGUGCACAGGGACCUGGCCACCAGGAACUGCCUGCUGGACCGCCGCCUCACCAUCAAGAUCGCCGACUUUGGGAUGAGCAGGAACCUUUACAGCAGCGACUACUACCGGAUCCAGGGCCGGGCCGUGCUGCCCAUCCGAUGGAUGGCCUGGGAGAGCAUCCUACUGGGUAAGUUCACCACUGCCAGUGACGUGUGGGCGUUUGGCGUGACGCUGUGGGAGAUCUUCACUCUGUGUAAGGAGCAGCCCUACAGCCUGCUGUCGGACGAACAGGUCAUCGAGAACUCCGGCGAGUUCUUCCGGAACCAGGGCCGACAGAUCUUCCUGUACGCCCCCCCUCUCUGCCCGCCGUCUCUCUUUGAGCUGAUGAUGCGCUGCUGGAGCCGGAACAUCUCGGACCGACCCACCUUUGAGGGACUUUACCAAGCCCUGAGGCCCCACGUUAACCAGUGAGCGCUCCGCCUUCCCCCAGCUGCUGGGACUCCUGCAGGGGGACGGACAUGGACAUGAUGGACCCGGGUUGUUCUGAGAACCGGGCCAGCUGAGGUCCGAUCCGACGGAGGAGGCGGACGGAGGAGGAACAUUCAGUCUGUGGUGAACUUCACAGCUUCAUCUUCUCCUAAAGGCCCAGAGGAACUUUAAUCAUUUCUAUUGUGCGCCAGAUGUUGCCUGAAACCCCACUUCCUUCCUGUCCUUGGUUUCCAUGGAGACCAGAAAGCAGACAGACUUCAGUAGUCGGUAGUUUUUUCCGUCUGGGGUUCUAGUUGUUGUUGUAAAGCACUGUCUGUGUCUCAGUUAUUCGUGUUCUAAGAUAAUAACCCACACUGGAGUAAAGUCAAAGUGUAGCGUA
Cyprinodon tularosa is the source of this 3419-nucleotide messenger RNA. It is a transcript of the gene ddr2l, whose product is annotated as discoidin domain receptor family, member 2, like. The transcript has 20 exons. Gene Ontology annotation, biological process: multicellular organism development; protein phosphorylation; positive regulation of kinase activity. Bases 152 to 3022 code for a protein of 956 amino acids. Lineage: Eukaryota; Metazoa; Chordata; Actinopteri; Cyprinodontiformes; Cyprinodontidae. The record is from RefSeq and is a predicted model, not a curated record. Gene Ontology annotation, cellular component: signaling receptor complex; membrane. Gene Ontology annotation, molecular function: protein tyrosine kinase collagen receptor activity; ATP binding; collagen binding.